Lactuca virosa is the source of this 1248-nucleotide messenger RNA. NCBI's taxonomy places the organism in Eukaryota, Viridiplantae, Streptophyta, Magnoliopsida, Asterales, Asteraceae. The record is from the annotation of a GenBank genome assembly.
GCAAUACGUCUUCUUCCUCCCUUGAUAAACACAAAAACUCUGUAAAAACCCUGAAAUGGCACCGGCAUCAAUGGAAUGGAACGAAAACUCGUUGCAUGAAAAAGGCUUCAUUCGUGACGAGGAUGAACGGCCGAAAGUGCCCCAUAAUAAGUUCAGCAACGAGAUUCCGGUGAUCUCACUGGAAGGUAUCGAUGAUUUGGAAGGUAGUGAUGGUGGUGUUAAAUCUCGUAGGGCGGAGAUUUGUGAGAAGAUUGUGAAAGCCUGUGAGGAUUGGGGGAUCUUUCAGGUGGUGGAUCAUGGCGUAGACGCGAGACUGUUGUCGGAGAUGACAAGGCUUGCAAGAGAGUUUUUCCAGUUGCCGGCGGAGGAGAAGCUCCGGUUUGAUAUGACCGGUGGGAAGAAAGGCGGGUUCAUUGUUUCUAGCCAUCUUCAGGGAGAAACUGUACGAGAUUGGAGGGAGAUUGUAACAUACUUCUCAUAUCCAAUAAAAGCAAGAGACUACUCAAGGUGGCCCAAUAAGCCCGAAGACUGGAGGCUAGUGACAGAGGAAUACAGUGAGGUGUUAAUGGGCUUGGCGUGCAAACUACUUGAAAUCUUGUCAGAGGCAAUGGGCCUUGAGAAAGAGGCCUUAACUAAAGCAUGUGUUGAUAUGGACCAAAAAGUAGUGGUGAAUUACUAUCCAAAGUGCCCUCAGCCCGACCUCACAUUGGGCCUUAAGCGACAUACCGAUCCAGGAACAAUUACAUUGUUGCUUCAAGAUCAGGUUGGAGGGCUCCAAGCGACCCAUGAUGGUGGCAAAAGUUGGAUAACGGUCCAGCCUAUUGAAGGUGCUUUUGUUGUCAAUCUUGGUGAUCAUGGACAUUAUUUGAGCAACGGAAGGUUCAAGAAUGCAGACCAUCAGGCCGUUGUGAAUUCAACAACCAGUCGGCUAUCCAUAGCGACGUUUCAAAACCCUGCUCCAGAGGCGACAGUUUAUCCAUUAAAGAUCAACAAAGGAGAGAAAUCGAUUAUGGAAAAACCUAUAACUUUCGCUGACAUGUACAAGACGAAGAUGAGUGGAGACCUUGAGUUGGCUCGGCUCAAGAAGUUAGCCAAGGAAAAACAACAAAACUCGGAAAAAUUGAAACCUGUCAAAAAUAUACAUGUUUAAGAAUUAAAAUUUAUGGCCUCUACCACCAAUUAUAUGUAAUGUAUUUUUAUAUGUGUAUUAGAGCAUCUCCAAUAAGAACUUAUUUUAGGACUUACUAC